Anopheles merus is the source of this 1610-nucleotide messenger RNA. It is a transcript of the gene Fdx2, whose product is annotated as adrenodoxin-like protein 2, mitochondrial. Gene Ontology annotation, cellular component: mitochondrion. The record is from RefSeq and is a predicted model, not a curated record. Gene Ontology annotation, biological process: P450-containing electron transport chain; positive regulation of oxidoreductase activity. NCBI's taxonomy places the organism in Eukaryota, Metazoa, Arthropoda, Insecta, Diptera, Culicidae. Bases 310 to 846 code for a protein of 178 amino acids. Gene Ontology annotation, molecular function: 2 iron, 2 sulfur cluster binding. The transcript has 2 exons.
CUGUCAAAGGUAAGUGUUUUUCAUGAGGUGGCGAAAGGAGUAAAAAGCUGGAAGGCAGCAGUGCGAAAUAUUCGUGAACAUUUUACCAAUUUCCGGCCAGCUGAUUAUGCUAGCGUAAAGCAUAACCCUUUCCCGAAGCCGCUAGUGUUCCAGUGUUACCCGUGUGCUGCAGAGAAUCUUGCCAGCUACUCAAGAAAACCUUAUCAGAAAGGACGAUCGACGACAACAACAACGCGGAACGAAACUACCUCUGCUCGCACCUCCCAUUCAAGUCAUAGCCGAUUCGAACGACGACGGUGAAAUAUCAUCAUGUUCCGACUGGCGGUUACGUCACGGUUCCUCUGUCAGCAGCUUGCCCGGACGGAGCUGGCCACCAGUGGCAUGCGGUCGCUGCAAUCUGCCACCAGCGUUUCCGCGUUCACCAGCACCAGACGGACGGCACACACGACGCAUGGCAUUAGCAGUGCAAGAUCGCUGUCCACCUCGCAGCCAAAGUUGCAAAGCGAAGAGGUGGAAGUAACGUUCGUGCGCGCGAAUGGAGAACGGGUGAAGGCGAAGGGCAAGAUCGGAGACUCACUGUUGGACGUCAUCGUUAACAACAAUAUCGAUUUUGAAGGAUUCGGCGCUUGCGAAGGAACGCUAACGUGCUCCACUUGCCAUCUGAUCUUCUCGAAAGCGGACUACGAUCGUCUGCCGGAAAAACCAAGCGACGAGGAGCUGGACAUGCUGGACCUAGCGUACGAGCUAACCGACACCUCCCGACUCGGCUGCCAAAUCACACUGUCGAAGGACCUGGAGGGGCUCGAGGUGCGUGUACCCGCCACUAUCAACGAUGCUCGCAGCUAAGAGCGUUGCUCCUGCUCCGGUGCGCAUUCCGAGUAGUCUUCGCCAGUGAACAAACUCCGAAGCGCGCUCCUCCGCGGUAGCUUUUCGAUGUAAGCAACAAGUGCAACAGCGUCGCUACAACAUAUCGCUGAUGUUAUUGCCUAUCGUUUUGUUUUUGUUUUUGUAUUUGUGUCCCUUCCUUGUUGUAAAUACGUUCAGCAAACACGUAACAAUUUCGCCGGUUCUAGGGCUAGGAGGAUAUAGUUGUAUAAAAUUAACCAUACCGAUUUAAUCGAGGCUGUAAGCGAUAAAAAGAACGAUUCGUUCGAGGUGCUUGAGCUAGGCGCGAGAAGAGCAUGUUUUAUUCAGGAAUGAUUUGUGUCGCUGCCUUGGUUGAUCUACAAUCCAACGUUACUUUUAGAUGCAGUAUUUGUUAAAUAUUGAUUCCGUCGGUGUUUCAAGGCCAGUUAACAGAACAGAAAGAUCGACAGAAAGACGAGAGAUGAGCAAUCCGAUUCUGUUGAGGAAAGGGGCAUCUUGUGUAAAGCAGCUAUAAAGCUGCCAAGUUUCGAUCCGUGUUUCAGGAUGCAUAAUGUAUGUUGCCACUGUUCCAAUAUGGAUAAGUGACAAACAAUAGAUCAAAUUGUGCUGUACAUAAGGUGUGGUUGGGAAGCGACAAGCACGUGUUAUUUUUCAACAGGGACAAAUGUUAAAUAGAAUAGAUUCGACAUGGGUAGAACAAAAUAAAACUGCAAAACGCGUUUUACAAACUGCAAUAUCUAAAA